AUGUCCUCUGUCAAACCAAAUGUGACCAAGCGCGCCUGCGACGGCUGUAAGAUUCGAAAGAUCCGCUGUGGCGGCGGUCAGCCUUGUCGGUCCUGCAUCAAGGCCAAAAUCAAAUGUACCUAUGUCCGCGUUCAACAAUGUCGAGGGCCGAGGCGGUUGCGCUCGACGACGCAAUACCUUAUCGAGCAAGCGCAGGGUGGCGGCGAUAGUAAUGACUGCGACGCUUCGCACGGCGCGACGGAAACGAUGCUCGAGAGGCUUCAUCCGAACACUACACCUGCGCGCCAGACCACGCACAUGGAAAGGUCGGUUGCAUCUGUUGGCGCAAUUUCGCGCAUCCCUCUCGAUACCCUGACCUCUCCGCUUUCCAUUUACCACGUGCGCAUGUACCCGGUUUGGCCGAUUGUCAACGUCGAAGAGAUAGUAUCUAUACUUCAACAGGACGCUGGUCACAGUGACGAUGAGACUUAUGCGUUAUCGACUGCUGUGGCAGCAGCGACGAUAGCUCAACUACGAUUAGAGCAAGGUCCCAGUGCCCGGGAGACGAUCACAGCCGAGAGGUUCGCAGCGGAAUGCUUGCGGGCUCGGAACUCAUGUCAUUACCGGUCCCAGGUAAACCUGAACAGUAUCCGGACGUCCUUUUUCCUGCAUGUCUACUAUGAAAACCAAAAGCCCGGUGGGAGCGAAUCGCUGCUGCACUUACGAGAAGCCAUUUCCAUGGCCCAAAUCAUGGGACUCCACCGAGAGUCCUCUUACAAUUCCCUGUCGUUCGAGGAGGAACAAUUGCGUCGGCGUGUGCUUUGGCUACUCUUUGUCACAGAACGAGGAGUUUGUAUCCUCCAUAGGUACCCAGUCACGUUGAAAACGAAUAUCUCAGCUCCGGUGAUUGACGAAAACGACGAAUCCCAUGUUCUCCCCGCCUUCCUCAAGCUGCUCAGCCUCUUUCAGAUCUUCGAGAAAUCAGGGAUGUUCGACAUUAUUCAGGAUGAACAUUCAGAGCUGCAGCCUGGUGUGAAUAGUGUGGGACGUGUCGACUGGCCCUUCCUGGAAGGUCUUCAGCGGAAUCUGCAGGACGGAUCGACGCUUUUUGACCGGAUCUCGGACGUACAGAAGGCCGACUUGUGCGUCACUCGGCAUUGGAUGCGAAUGAUUCUAUGGAAACUAUCCCCAAAAGGCUAUCUGGGGUCUUCCCCGUCCGCCGACCGGUCCAUGUCCCUCUGCUUCCCACUUAACGUCGCCAAGGAGCUAGUGAGCAUCGUCUCGCAGCUACCCCGGUCCGCAGUCGAGGCGCACGGCUUGGGUAUGGAGCUCAAGAUUUAUGAGAUUGCCAAUUCCCUUGCCGAUGCCAUGACGGACCUCGCUGCGCUGCCACUUUCGCCCCAAUGGGAUGGUGAGAGUCGUCCGAGUUAUAUAUUAUCACGUCUCCACGCGAUACUGUCGACGUUUCGCGGCGGAGGAAACAAGAAAUUGGUCGAUAUUCUCUACCAGAAAAUGGCAGAAGUACAGGUCAUCAUUGGACCCUCGUUAACAACACCUCUUCGAAAUCAUGGUACCAGCAAGCAUCGGGCAUCCCCCAAGGAAUGCGAAGCUUGGGACCAACAAGCGAAUAGAAUUGCCGAGUUGACCAAUUAUGAUACUACAGCAUCCACCUGUUUAGACCCACUUGCUUAUCCAGCCGACGCGAACGACUUGACCUACGCGCCGAUUUGUGAUAUGUCCUUUGGGAGUCCAGGGGAUGGUGAUCAGAACCAAAUUCCAAAAUACCCAGACGCAAACAAUCUCUUUCAACCGACGUAUGACGAGGGGACAUCCAAUUUUCUGUUUGAUCCAAGUAGCGUAGUGAUUGAACCGCAGGAAAUGGCCCCUUUGUCACCCAUCUGGUCAUCGUUUAUGCCGAUGAACGCAAUCACCGAGGACAUCGCGUCCCAGAUCUUACGGGCCUCAGCCCAGGAUAUUCUCUUUCCUGGUGCUGAUUUCACGAACGUUGCUACAGGCACAGAUUUUGUGGGUCUUUACUGA
This is a messenger RNA of Aspergillus bombycis, 2019 nucleotides long. RefSeq names its product Zn(II)2Cys6 transcription factor. The transcript has 3 exons. Lineage: Eukaryota; Fungi; Ascomycota; Eurotiomycetes; Eurotiales; Aspergillaceae. Bases 1 to 2019 code for a protein of 672 amino acids. Gene Ontology annotation, biological process: DNA-templated transcription; regulation of DNA-templated transcription. Gene Ontology annotation, molecular function: zinc ion binding; DNA-binding transcription factor activity, RNA polymerase II-specific; DNA binding. The record is from RefSeq and is a predicted model, not a curated record.